Camelina sativa (false flax) is the source of this 455-nucleotide messenger RNA. The record is from RefSeq and is a predicted model, not a curated record. NCBI's taxonomy places the organism in Eukaryota, Viridiplantae, Streptophyta, Magnoliopsida, Brassicales, Brassicaceae.
CUUCCUGUCCUUGGAACGUGAAGGAUCAAUAUUUGAUUCUGGAUUUUUCUCUCUCUCUCUCUCUCUUUUAUUGAUAUAAUUGCAGAACAUUCCAUACAAUUAAUUGAGUUGUUGGUUGUUGUUGCUAGAGAGAUUCAGUACAAUUAAUUUAUGAGUUCUGCUAGAGAUUCGAUAAGUAAUUUGCCAGAUGAGAUACUAGGCAAAAUCCUGUCUUUGCUUCCGACAAAAGAGGCUGCUUCCACAUCGGUUCUGUCCAAGAGGUGGAAGAAUCUUCUGGGUCUAGUAGACAGCCUUUCUUUUGAUGAAUCGAUGGUUGUGUAUCCAAAUGAAGAAGGCUUUAAGUGGUUCACAUCGCUUCUCUGAUUUCGUAGAAAAGGCACUGGCUCUGUUUAGCAAUUCUCCUCCCAUGAAGAGGUUCUCUCUGUGUCAUGUACCUAGAGAUGGCUGCGACGAUA